GCAUCUGCUUUGGCUCUUUCCUUCGCUACAGCCAAUUACAUCCUGGAUCAAUAUCAGAGGGUGUGGAGAGAGCGGGCCAGCCCUUUGCCACACAAUUCAGUGGAUCAGUGAGGAAGCAAAAGAAAGGCACAAGGAAACUGGGUUGUGCCGAGUCUCUAGCUGCUGAAAAAGCCCUCGGGAUUCUUGUAGGUUGCUGCUGAUGGUGAUGCUGCAGCACGUGGAAGAGGGGAAAGGGGCAAAUGUUUUGCCCACUGCAGCAUCCCUUCACCCUGUCACACAUCUAAAAUAUGACCUGUGGCUUUGGAUGCUUAGUUAAAUGAUCUCUGGCAAGCAUUUUGUGCUUUCUGAUGAGGCCUCUUGCUUGUCUGCAAGCCUGCAGACAAAGUAUACCACUAGGAGUCAUGACCUUUUGCCUGAUGGCUGAGUGGGCCUUCCAAGCCGAAGGACAGGAAGUAUCAUUGAGAGUCCCUCAACCCAACGUGAACACCACGGUGGAAAAGGACAUUUUGCUAUCCAUUGCCUAUGCUUGUGAAAGUAGCCCCAUCAUUGAGUGGAAGCACACAUCUCCCAGGGGCACCAAGAAAAUAGCGGAGUGGAAACCGGGAAGUUAUACCAACAUUUCCAGGGGGUUUGAAGACAGAGUGAAUGUUUAUGAAAAUGGUUCCCUCCAGCUGUUGAAGGUGGAUCUGAGAGACUCCGGUUAUUACUUGGUCACAGUGAGAGACGAGUUUGGAAUCACUGUCUAUGGCACCAUCCUGCUAAAUGUUUAUGAGAUUCUCUAUGAAGACUUGCAUUUCGUAGCUGUCUUCUUGGCCUUCCUCACAGCGGCAUCUGCCAUUUUGGUUUGCCUUCUGUGGAUGUGUAAUAAAUCAAUUCAUGUGCUUCAGAAGGAAAGACAACAGCUCAAAGCAAGCACCACUGAAGAGACAGAGCUGCAAAUGAUGGAUAUUAGCUAAGGACCGUUUAAAGAAGGAAGUCCACUUUCUAUCUGAAAACAAGGAUCAAAAAAGGCCAAAAUAAUAUCUCCUACAUUUUUAUUGCAGGAUUUUUUUUGUCGUGAAAAAGAUAACAAUGCUGAACUGGAGGGAAUAAACAUUUCCAAUGGAUUUCUCCUAAGGGGACAGAAGACUUUUGCUGUCUAAUUUGCAUGUACUUCAGCCACUUAUCUCUGGAUUGAUAAUGUUGGUAACAUUACUGGGGAUUUUAAAAGUGCUAGAUAUGCACCCAGAAGGGCCUUGAAUAUGGCAGUGGAGACUGCAGCAUUU
Molecule: messenger RNA, 1265 nt
Organism: Anolis sagrei ordinatus
Lineage: Eukaryota; Metazoa; Chordata; Lepidosauria; Squamata; Anolidae
Gene: VSTM5
Product: V-set and transmembrane domain containing 5
Source: RefSeq, a predicted model, not a curated record